Messenger RNA from Leptidea sinapis, 1039 nucleotides. RefSeq lists its product as uncharacterized. Lineage: Eukaryota; Metazoa; Arthropoda; Insecta; Lepidoptera; Pieridae. The record is from RefSeq and is a predicted model, not a curated record. The transcript has 2 exons. The coding region runs from base 155 to 1039 and encodes 294 amino acids. Gene Ontology annotation, molecular function: protein binding.
CCAAUAAUUGCAUAUUGGAUUGGAAAUUGAUCUUCCACUUGAGGAGGCUUCACGAAGGCAAAGCCAGCACGUGAAGCCUCCAGCCGGGACGACCAUGGAGCCAUCACCUACUCCUACCAGCUCAUACCAUCUCAGAAAAUGACAUGCCUUUAAGAUGGUUUCUACAAAAUUCGUUUUAGCCUUACUUGUUUCACUUGCUUUCACAACCCUUGCUCAAAAAUGCGAAAGGAUUAAAAUUGGAAAUGAAUACUACAAACGACAAUUAAUUGCUGCCAUAGAUGGCUAUCCAACCGGUAUAGUUGUUGACCCAAGAACUGAAAACAUAUUCUUCUUACUUCAUAAAAGGAACUAUACUAAAGGCAUUCAUAUUUUACGGCACGGCUCUUUAGGUAUCAAGGAAAUACCAGUUUCUGAUGAUUACAUUGGACAAUGUGUUGGAGUGGAUGCAGCCAAUAAUAUCAUCUAUGUAGGAACGAAUCAAGGUCUUGUGACUUACGAUUAUUCAAGAACCGAUAUACUAGUAGAAAGACCAAUAGGAGAUGAUGAUAUCCGUAAUAUAUUUAUCGAUAAAACAAACAACCAAAUGUACAUCACUACAGGUCCAAACCAUGAUAUUUUCACAUUCGUAAACGGUUCGGCUGCUGUUAAGAGAUACGAUAAAAUCCCAAAAGCAUACAAUUUUAUUUUGGAUACUAAAGGAAACGCUUUCUACGAAUACGUAGAUGGUAGACUGUAUUUCUUUUCAGUUGAUUUAUAUGAACCAAUUCAAUAUAAGGGUUUUUCAAGAGAACUAAAGUAUAUUCUGAAAUUGAACAACCGUGAGGAAGCUAUAGUUGCUGUGAAAGGGUCUUUGUUCAGGCUAUUCACGAAGAGUGUUCUGCCAGUUAAAAUUGGACAGUUGGGCUUCAAGAUAACAGGGAUGGCAUUUGAUCAUAGGAAUAAUAUUAUUUUUGGUACAAGAGGUAAAAUUUAUAAAUAUAAACCUAUUGAUACAAAUGACCCUUGCCCGCCCGAUGACUAUUUUAUGACAAGCAUUUGA